UUCUCAUAUAGAUAUAGAAUAGAAAUUUUAGGUUUGAUCGUUCUAACUAGCUAAUUAAUUUAGUCAGUUGAAGAGGUCCAUCUAACAGGGUCCACUAAUGGCAAACAUACCCUACGUUGAUAAGUUGCACCACCCAUGACUCGCAAACUAUUUUUGCCGUUUUUUUAAUGCUUUGUCAUUAGACACAUUUUGACAGCAGUUGGGGUUAGAACCUGAUUCAAUUUCGUAGAGUAGAUGAUUUAAAAAAUCACUGUUUAAACUUCAAAAAUGUGUUUCUUUUGUGUCCCAUCUCCUCGCCAAAUUCGUUACCGACAGCCCACACCGGAAAUGAAUUACGCUCGGCACGCAUUUACGAAAAUAUGACCCUGAACCGGGAGAGCAUAAGAUCUAUGUCUACUCUUUCACUCGACUAGACAAUAUGCGGCAGUGUAAAUUACCUGCUACAAGGUUCCCCCAUAUUUCGGGUACCCGUCACUAGGAAUUCCACCAGUUUGUAUCGAGCUGUACUGCAGAUUUAACGGACUGCUCUUAGUUAUUCUGCUAUAAAUUUGCCGUUCUAACGAGGUUGUAGUACUUUAUAGCCGAGGUUUAUUUUUCCCGAAAACUGUGACUUACAUGCUAACCACUCUAGUCACCCCGAGCAUCCUGCCCUGUCAGCUCGGAUCACCCUCACCGGCGACAGAACGGUACAGAGAACUAAAUAGCAAAGUGCAAUUCAAGUGUGUAUAGGUUAGAGAUAGGAAUCUACAAAAUUUGGCGCCGCGGCUGCCCGCCCGAAGGAAAACGUUGAACAGUUUUCUUGAAUAUUUCUCCUGGUCAGUUCACGCGCGAUAUUUAUGGUAUUUAUUAGUUGUACCAUCAGAGGAGUCUUUGCCUCAGAUUCCGCGUCAAAUAUUUGCAUGGGUGUGUGUAGAUGUGGGAGCAGGUGUGCCCGUGAUAUUUACCUCUUCUUGGCCAGUGCCGUCGUAAAGUUUAGCCCGAGGUACGUAAUAUACAUACGCGGCGACGACACCAAGCCGACGGGGAAGUUCAGUUGAAUCAUUGAAGCGCACCAGAAAAGGUUGAGCAAUAGCUUGUCUGGAUGGUUUUCGGGGAUCCUGGAAGAAUUUGUGAUGGACACUUUUGCUGAAUACAAUUGAAAUAAAAUUAAGAUUGAUUUUUGCUAGAUCACCAGCUGAAAUACUUUGGUUGCUUAGGUAGUGACAGUGAAACGUUACCAACUUAAAAAAAAUUGAAAAACAUAGUGACGUAACAGCAGUGAUCGUGAUAUUUAGUAUUGCGAAUAUAAACACAGAUUUUAAAGUCAGUUGUACAAAAUAAAACAACAACAGUUUCGACGAUGGAUGAGAGCAAUGAAGUCGUUCUUUACAUUUACGAUUUGACUCGUGGCAUGGCGGCGACGAUGUCUCAAAUGCUGCUAGGUCGUCACAUCGAAGGAAUUUGGCACACGGCGGUGGUUGUCUACGGUCGAGAGUAUUUUUUCGGCUCGCAUGGAAUUACGAGUUGUUUACCGGGAAAUACGAUAUUAGGGCAACCUCAGAGAAAACAAGUGAUUGGACAAACUUUCAUCCCGCUGCCGGUGUUCACGGAUUACGUCCGGGGCCUGGCGGAAAGUACCUUCAGAGGUUCCAGAUACAACCUGCUACAUCACAACUGCAACACCUUCAGCGAAGACCUGUGCCAGUUUCUGUGUGGCGUCGGUAUCCCAAAGUACAUUCUCGAUCUGCCCCAAGAGUUUCUGUCGACUCCCUUAGGCCAGAGCUUUGCGCCGCUAAUCGAAAGCCUGAGCUCGGGUGGUGACCCGACUGCAAACUUCCAGUACGAAUCGGACUUUAUUGGCCUCGGUAGCAAUCGGGCACCAAGUCCAGAUUUAGAACAACUCAACAGUCAGAUCGAGCAAGCUCGUCAACAGUCACAGGAGCUGAACGAACGGCGGAAUAAGAUUCGGGACAAGAUCGAUAAGAACAGUAAGAAAAAAGAGAAAAAGUCUAAAAAGGAACGUAAUCCUACUGACAGUGAUCCAAACUCGACCGAAAUGUCUGAGAGUGAAGCGGACGCACAAAAUGGCCUCAACGGAGUUAAUGGUUCGAUCCCACCAGAAAUGCUGCCCUCGGAGAAGGUACUGAAGGAGGAAGAAGCUGAACGAUUGGCUGAGGAAGAGCGUAAAAAGAAUCGUGAACAACCGAUUAUAUUCAAGGAAGUGGAUCCCAAACUGGAACUAGAAUGUUUGGUGAACCUUGUAGACGGAAAACUCUCCGAAGAGGAACAAAUAGCAGUAGACGAGCUGCACCAAUACCUGCUGUUGGGA
Messenger RNA from Topomyia yanbarensis, 2308 nucleotides. RefSeq lists its product as uncharacterized. The annotation marks the transcript as partial. Gene Ontology annotation, biological process: protein modification by small protein removal. The transcript is spliced from 5 exons. Lineage: Eukaryota; Metazoa; Arthropoda; Insecta; Diptera; Culicidae. The record is from RefSeq and is a predicted model, not a curated record. Gene Ontology annotation, molecular function: peptidase activity.